Messenger RNA from Phoenix dactylifera (date palm), 982 nucleotides. The record is from RefSeq and is a predicted model, not a curated record. NCBI's taxonomy places the organism in Eukaryota, Viridiplantae, Streptophyta, Magnoliopsida, Arecales, Arecaceae.
UUGAAUUUCUUGAUCCUUGAGGACCGUCAAAGAGAAAUAAUUGAUCCACACUGCGAUGGCAUGCAGAUUGAAAGCCUGGAUGCUUUGCUCUCUGUUGCCAUUCAGUGUGUUUCCUCAGCUCCAGAAGAGCGGCCUACAAUGCACAGAAUGGUGCAAUUAUUGGAGUCAGAGGCUCCAUCCUCCCUCCGUGGUUCAUGCGUGUCCGCUAUUCAUGUCAUUGCCUAUAUUGUAUAUAACACAGCGGUCGUGAAUGGCAUGAAAGCAAGUUGGUUGCUUAUAGGUCAUCCGCAAGAUAGUGCAAAAGAAAAGAUGGCUGCAGUCCGUGCAUGGUUAUUGAUGGCAUUACUCGCAAGCAUUUGCUUGGUGAAAGAAAAUAAUGCAGAAGAUAUUGGUUACGGCACUAUUGGAAAAGGUGGUGGUGAAGUUCAUUGUGGAGUUGGACAUAAGGGGAAUUGUCGUCCUCAUGAAGCAGCGCCCUACCAUAGACCUUGCCAGAAAAAGGAUGGGUGUAGAGGAGAUCCACCGAACACGGAAAAGAUAGUUGAACAUGAUGGAAAUUUGCCGAAGCCCAAAGCAGGGAAGAGAAUUAAAGAUGCUGAACAGUUGCUUCACUCACUUGGGCCAACUCCCAUGUGAGUUUGUCAAAGUAUGCAAGAGAAGGAGAUAAAAUCUCUUUCCUCGUUAAAAGAAGAGAAGAAGAUCGAUGAAUUCUCGCACUUUGUCGAGUUAUGUUAUAUCUAUUUGUUGCAUGAUGUGUGUAGUACGUGUUGCUGGGUCAUUUUGUUUACAUUCUCUAAGCUACCUUCUAGGGAAGAUGAUGGCCCUACUGAAUUUCUUAAGCUUAAUUAGCCAAAUUUCUUCGCAUUAUGGAGGAACUUGGUUUGUGUCAUGUUAAUAGAGUGUUUCCUUUUUAUCAAUUAUGUAAUACUACCUUGAUCCACAAUAAAGUACUGCUUCCUCGCAGAGGCAGCUUAUUUCUUUA